UAUUUGAUACAUGAACUAUGUUUUAAUUUAUGCCCUCUUCAAAACUGAACUGCAAUUCCUCCGGUGGAUAGAGACCAAGAAGCUGAAAAUGGAGAUUCUGUUGUUAACUGCUUUCAUCAUCUUUGUUAGUGCUGACAAGCUUUCAGGGGAAUUUCACACUCUCUACUUAGCAGCUGAUGAAUUAAAGUUCAUAGGAGACAAUGGGCCACUAAAAAUUUAUGUACGUCAUAUUCAGUUUCAAAAUAAUGAUGAAAUGUGCAUCACCUUUUAUAUGAGGCAAAACUAUGGAUGCCAGCUUUAUGCCGUUUUGGCUAAAAAGUUUCUUCCUGGCAUGUUUAUCACAACAAGGAAUCCCAAACCAUCAUCAACCAGAAGCCAGGGUAGGAAUAUUUAUAUUACAGAAUUAUGGAUGUUUGCUUAUACGUUUUCUACUCUCCCUGAAAGUUGGGUUUAUACAAACGAAGAUGGAACUAAAGAAUCAGCUGUCUUUUCAUUUUUAUUAUAUUUUGUAUCAAGCACAACAUUAUUCAUAGACUUGAAGUUUUUUGUAAAGAAUGGAAGCAGUAUAAACUUCACUGCAGCAUUAUCAAAAGAAAUCAGUCUCAGUGAAAACUUAUGGGACUUCUUUCUGGAUUUGACUACGGAUGAUGGAAUUCCAGUUGAAAAUAUACAAGAUGCCCUUACAAAUGACACCUGUCCUCAAGGAAGAUAUUGACUUGGUUAUAAAACUGAAACAGCUUGAAACGUUUCUGUCCAUGGAAUCAAAGUUACAAAUACAAAUUUGAAUCUAUAUUUCUUCCCCAAUGAUUUUAUCACAUUUUCUUUCUGGUUCAGAUCCUUAACUCAGUAACUUACUUCAAGUUUCUUGCCUUACCCUUUUUAAUACACUUUUCUUUUUCUGUGAUUCACUAAAUAAAUUUA
Mesocricetus auratus (golden hamster) is the source of this 921-nucleotide messenger RNA. RefSeq names its product aphrodisin-like. The transcript has 8 exons. The coding region runs from base 11 to 715 and encodes 234 amino acids. Lineage: Eukaryota; Metazoa; Chordata; Mammalia; Rodentia; Cricetidae. The record is from RefSeq and is a predicted model, not a curated record.